AAAAAUAGCCUGCUAGUUACAGAUUGAAACUGAUAAUGGCGUCGUUAAUACCAAAAACAUGUCGAUUUCUACGCCUUUAUCAGCAGCAGAUGAGGAUUCCUGCACAGGUGAUAGCUUCAAAGCAGAUUAGAAAUCUACAUUAUUCGGCCAAAAGAUGUCAAGAGUUUGCUAUCGAUGAUGACACGCCACAGUACCCUGGCUCAAAGUCUGUGUUCACCGAGAAGCUUGACUUUCUCAAACCAGACGAGUAUGAUGGGAUCCCAGUCUACCGAGUCAUGAGUCGAGAUGGAGAGGUCAUUGACCCUGACCAAGACCCUGGGUUGGAUAAGGACAUGGUUGUGAAGAUGUAUAAGACAAUGACCACCCUAAACACCAUGGAUAAGAUUCUGUAUGAAUCUCAGAGACAGGGGAGAAUAUCAUUCUACAUGACCAACUAUGGUGAAGAAGGAACUCACGUUGGAAGUGCUGCUGCCCUCAAUGACAAGGAUAUUGUUUUUGGUCAAUACAGAGAGGCAGGUGUAAUUCUCUGGAGAGGAUUUUCAUUGGAGAAAGCCAUGAACCAAUGCUAUGGGAACUGUAAUGAUCUAGCCAAGGGUCGUCAGAUGCCUGUGCACUACGGCUCAAAAGAACAUCAUUUCAUGACAAUUUCAUCACCUCUUGCCACACAGAUGCCCCAUGCAUCUGGAGCAGCUUACGCUUUGAAGAGAGCAGGUCGUGACCUUUGUGUUAUGUGUUAUUUUGGUGAUGGAGCUGCCAGUGAAGGUGACGCUCAUGCUGCUUUCAACUUUGCUGCUACACUAGAUGCUCCAGUUAUAUUCUUCUGUCGUAAUAAUGGUUAUGCUAUUUCAACACCCACUGCUGAGCAGUAUAGAGGGGAUGGCAUUGCCAUCCGUGGACCAGCCUAUGGCAUGAACACCAUCAGGGUAGAUGGUAAUGAUGUCUUUGCUGUCUACAAUGCUACCAAGGCAGCAAGGAAGAUAGCCGUAGAAGAGAGUAAACCUGUCCUAAUUGAAGCCAUGACUUACAGGAUAGGACAUCACAGCACCAGUGAUGAUUCCUCUGCGUACCGAUCUGUUGAUGAGGUACGGUACUGGGACAGUGAGGAUCACCCAAUAGGUCGUCUCAGGAGGUACAUGAUGCAGAAGGAAUGGUGGGAUAUUGAUACAGAGAAGGCAUGGAUGGCAGAAACAAAGAAGGAUGUACUGCAAGAGUUUCAAGCAGCGGAGAAGCUGAAGAAGCCCUCCCCAAACCACAUGCUGACAGAUGUCUAUGAGGAGAUGCCUGUCCAUCUCCAGAGACAGAUGGAUGAGAUGAAGAAACACGUGGAGAAACACAAGGAGCAUUAUCCUUUAGAUCAGUUUGAAGAAAUGAAAUGAGAUGGGAGUAAUAUAUAGAUUGGUUUAAUGGUUAGUUAUUUUAUGCCUCUGCUCUCUCACCCCACUGUUUUGUAGUUCCUCUACCAGUGCCCCCCCCCCCCCCCCCCCCCCCUCUUGGUAUUUUAGGGUUCCAUUGCCAGUGGUGUUCUUGAGUCGGGGUUGCUCCCCCAGUGGUUGCCUAAGGAUUGUAUGAAAAAUAUGUCCUAGGUUUUUUAACUUCAGGGUUAGGAGAAGUGCAGAAAGUAAUUAAUGGUUCGUAGGAGUUUUUUUUAGUUAUUUAGUAUGUGGGUUCGGUUUUGAGGGAAACGCAACAUCAAGUUUCAGUGGUAACAAUUUAAUUUUUGCCUAUUUCCUGCUGUUCUUGGCUUCCUUACUAUAGGUUUAGUGUAAGUCGUGGAAGGUGUGGUGAAAGUAAUAAAUGACACAUAAAUUCAUUUAUUAGUUAUAUGGAUGUGGUUCUUGAGGGAGGGACAACAUCACUUGUCUUCCUCAUAAAUGUCUCCAUCAGUAUCCAUUGUUUAAAAGUUUGGAAUGUUGUAUUCAUGUCAAGAAAACAGUUCAGUUUCAAU
Molecule: messenger RNA, 1945 nt
Organism: Strongylocentrotus purpuratus (purple sea urchin)
Lineage: Eukaryota; Metazoa; Echinodermata; Echinoidea; Camarodonta; Strongylocentrotidae
Gene: bckdha
Product: 2-oxoisovalerate dehydrogenase subunit alpha, mitochondrial
Exons: 9
Coding region: 36-1376 (446 amino acids)
Biological process (GO): branched-chain amino acid catabolic process
Molecular function (GO): oxidoreductase activity, acting on the aldehyde or oxo group of donors, disulfide as acceptor
Source: RefSeq, a predicted model, not a curated record